GGCAAAAUGGUUAGCACUAACACGCAGUCAAAUCAGUCUGAGAUGCAGGAAGAAUGCACGAGAAGUCUCAACUCCGAGAAGGCUACUGAAAAAAAACAGUUUCAGUGUCCUGUUUGUGAGAGAGAAUUUCUGCACAAAGAAGAAAGGCCUUAUCAGUGCAGUAUUUGCGCAAAAAGAUUUCGUUCGAUGAAGAGUAUGCGAAGCCACGAAAAAAUCCAUUCGGAGGAAAGAGCUUACCACUGCCUGGUGUGCAAGAAGAAUUUUUCUCGGUCGCAUGAUUUGAAGAUUCAUGUCAGAUGUCAUACAGGAGAAAAGCCUUAUCAGUGCAGUAUAUGUGGAAAGAAAUUUGCAAGACUAUGUGAUAUGGAAAAGCACAAAGGAAAGAACCACGGAAACACACGGAAAGAACCACCCAGGAAUGAACCAUAUCACCGUAAUGUGUAUCCACGCAUUUUAUCAAGUAAUCUAACGGAUACAGACAAAUUGAUAUGGGAAAUAAUAGAAUUGGCUGGGUUAUAA
Messenger RNA from Thelazia callipaeda (thelaziosis nematode), 519 nucleotides. The record is from the annotation of a GenBank genome assembly. Lineage: Eukaryota; Metazoa; Nematoda; Chromadorea; Rhabditida; Thelaziidae.